Cadophora gregata is the source of this 2514-nucleotide messenger RNA. RefSeq lists its product as uncharacterized. The record is from RefSeq and is a predicted model, not a curated record. The transcript is spliced from 2 exons. Bases 1 to 2514 code for a protein of 837 amino acids. Gene Ontology annotation, biological process: rescue of stalled cytosolic ribosome; protein ubiquitination. NCBI's taxonomy places the organism in Eukaryota, Fungi, Ascomycota, Leotiomycetes, Helotiales, Ploettnerulaceae. Gene Ontology annotation, molecular function: ribosome binding; ubiquitin protein ligase activity.
AUGGACGCUGCUGCGGGAUCGACGGGUGCACGGGGAGCUACUGCUUCUGGCCCUGGUACAUCUGAAUUGCCUUCGAGACCGAGGGGCGAUGGCUCGAGAGGUGGGAGAGGCAGGGGCCAAGGUAGAGGAAGGGGGAGAGGGCGAGGAGGAAAUGCAAACGGCAAUGGAGGAGAAAUCGGCCAGCAGACUCAACACCAGAACCACAAUGCCAACGCAGGAAGUGCAAGGAGAGGUGGACGAGGAGGCCAGAAUCUGACCCAAGGCCAGAGAAUGGGACCUGCGGUUUCAGCAGCAGAAGCAAAUCCUAGACCGAGUCCUAUGAAUGCACAGGAGCUGGCGGCAAGAUACAAACGGCCAGAGGGUGCGGAUGAGAAAGCUGGGGAUGAGGGCGAGGCGGAGGUGUGCUUCAUUUGCGCGUCGGAUAUCGAGCAUGAGAGUAUAGCACCUUGUAAUCACCGGACGUGUCAUGUCUGUUCCCUACGAAUGCGGGCACUGUAUAAGGACAAGAAUUGUGCUCAUUGUCGGACACCAGCGCCACUUGUGAUUUUUACGGACGACAAGACAAAGAAGUACGAGGACUUUACGAAAGAGGAUGUCUUUGAUACAGAUCCUAAUAUCGGGAUUCAGUACGAGAGUUUAGAUAUUCGACAGGACACAAUAUUCCUGCUGCAGUAUAAUUGUCCGGAACGUACUUGCGAUGUGUCUUGUAUCAGUUGGCCGGAUCUGCAUCGACAUGUGAGGGUGAUACACAAGAAGAAGAUCUGUGAUCUGUGUUCCAGGCAUAAGAAGACUUUCACGCACGAGCAUGAUUUGUACACUGAUGCCGAGCUCUCGAAGCAUAUGAAGAAAGGAGACGACAAUCCUGGUGCGGUGGAUCAGAGUGGAUUCAAAGGCCAUCCUUUAUGUUCAUUCUGUGGGACAAGAUUUUAUGGCGAUGAUGAGCUGUAUGUCCAUUGCAGGGAUAGUCACGAGAAGUGUCAUAUCUGUAGUGAGACCAAUGGAGGCGCUCCGCAGUACUUUCUCAACUACGAUGCGUUGUUUGCGCAUUUCACGAAGGAUCAUUGGAUUUGUAGGGAGCCGACUUGCUUGGAGAAGAAACUUAUUGUGUUUGCCACUGAGAUGGAUUUGAAGGCGCAUCAGUUGACAGAGCAUGGCAAUACCUUGUCAAAGGAUGUACGGAGAGAUACGAGAGUGGUGGAUAUCUCGUCCUUCGAUUACAGAGCUCCAUAUAUACAGGAGAGACGUGGUGGUGGUAGUCAGAGAGAACAGCGAGAAGGCCGUGGUCGGGGCAGAGGUAGAGAUCCGAAUGCAGAAGCAAUACCAGCCUCAACUGCUCAGCCUUUACGAAGAGACGAGCAGGCUUUCCAGCGACAGAUGGCUAUUCACAGUGCUCAAUCUGUUACUGGUCGUACUUUCGGAGGUCAGUUAACAGCUGCUUCGGCUCCUACUCCAACUAGAACUCCUGUACCAAUGACGAUAUCACAACCUUCGUCAAGUGUCGUCACGGCUCCUCGACCAGUCAGCACGACGGAAGUAUCACAAUCCAACAUGUCACCUCAAGAUCAUGCACGUGCAGUUAGACAUACAGCUGUCGUCGAACGAGCGAGUAGCAUGUUGCAAAAUGAUGCAACAAAGCUCUCUCAAUUUCGCAGUGCCAUUUCUUCUUUCAAGAAGAACGCCAUCACCGCGCCUGCUCUGAUCGAUUCCUUCUUUGCCUUGUUCUCAGACACGUCGUCUUCUGCUCUUGGCACUCUCGUUCGAGAGGUGGCGGAUCUCUACGAGGAUCCCAAGCAAGCAGACUCGAUUCGUACAGCAUGGAACAGCUGGCGUGCCAUUAAUGAAGAUUACCCGUCACUCCCUGCCGCAAGUAGCAGUAGCAGCAGUUCCAUCCCGCUCAACUGGGCCGUCACAUCAAGCUCCUCAUCAUCCUCCGCACCAAAACCCAAGACCAGCCGUGUACUGAAACUGAAGUCAUCAACCGCUCAAUCAUCUCGCUCCUCAGUCUCACAGACCCGAUCAUGGGGUACAGCAUCACCUUCAGUCUCACCUGCUUCCUCCACGAGCAUCAAUCCCUUCCCUGGUCUUCCAACAGCAUCAUCAUCAAGCAGACCCAGCGUGCCAACAGGCAAGAUCUCAACAGUUUCCUGGGCAGCUUCAUCUUCUGCUUCAGCAUCGAACUCAGCUUCUACCUCUGCGCGUCCUACACCACCGUCAUCAAGACCUGCAAGCAGGAAUGUAGGCAAGGAUAGUAGUGCAUUCCCUGCUCUACCACCCGCUGCUAAACCCCAAAGUACGAUUUUUGGUUAUGGGAAUGGGAUGGUAAAAAGAGGAGGUAAUGCGGUUGCCACGACGGCGAAUCCUUGGGCUGUGGGCUCAGGAUCGAGUUCAGGCGCUGCUGGUGGAAGUGGAAGUGGUGGGCUUAAUGGAGAGGAGGGUGAGGAUGGUGAGGGAGCGGGGAAGGGAAAGAAGAAGGGGAAUAAGGGGAAGAAACAGGUGUUGAUGAAUUGGGGAUGA